CUUUGGCUCGUGCCUCAGUUUCAACCAGCGUAAGGUAUUUAUUUGUUAGUCAAGGUGCGUCAAGAUGGAGACGCAGUCUAUCGUUACUAUUGCCUGUGCCCAAUCAAACUUUCGCUGAUUCUUGGACUUCUACCUUUCACUAUCGUCGCAACAUGGUUCCAAAAUGGACUCGCCUUUUCCUCCCUCAUCCUCUUCUCCUGGCGAUGGCCACAUCGUUGUUGGCCUGCUCCCUGCCGGCGAGAGCGGUCUUGAGACCAUGACUUAUCAGUAUCCUUUGAAAUUAAUAUCCCCGGCUCCUUCGCCUAACCAGCCAAGCACUCUCGUUUUCCUGUUAUCUUAUGGAGGAGGGCUUGUUGCUGGAGACGGUGUCAAUCUGACAAUACACGUCAAGCCGCAGGCGAAGCUCAGCAUCGCUACCCAAGGUCACACAAAGAUCUUCAAAUCGCCUACAGCUGAUGUCAUCACAACUCAAAACUUGGACGUUACCAUAGACGAUGGUGCUUCCAUGUGUCUCCUUCCGGAUCCUGUCCAGCCGUUUGAGGAUAGUGUAUACGCCCAGAAGCAGAUAUUCAAGCUCAGAAGCCAAGCGUCGCUCUGUCUCUUGGAUUGGGUCACCCAAGGGCGUGUGGCUCGUGGGGAGAACUGGAGCUUCAGGAAAUGGACUGGGCGGAACGAGAUAUGGCUACAAGAUCCUCAAACAACUCCGACUGAUAGACUCUUGGUACGAGACUCACUCAUCCUAUCGAGAGAUGCGAGUAAGUCCGUGGGUCGCACACUACCAGAAAUGAUGCAGCAUAUGGCAAUAUCAGGAACUCUUAUAUUGCGCGGGUCCAAGACCAAAUCGUUGGGGGAGUUCUUUCAGAAUGAGUUUGCUGCACUUCCUCGCAUUGGAGCCCGGGACUUCCGCUCUCCAGAAGCGAUGGCGCGAAGCAUCAAAGAUGUUUGUGACUUUGAGCGUUGGCGACUACAGAGACUCAAAGAGGAGAAAGAAGGUGGUGUCCUCUGGUCUGCGGCCAAUGUUCGAGGAUGCGUGGUUAUCAAGUUUGGGGCAAAAACAGUUGAAGCCGGAAGAGAAUGGAUUGGAUCAAUGAUUAUUCAAGAAGGGAGCAUUGCUUCUGAAUUCGGUGAUAAAGCACUGAUGUGUCUUCGAUGAUACCAAGCUUUGGCUGCCAUCACAUGAGAAUAGGACGUGUUUUUUCUGGCACUUUUGAGAUGUAUGCCGAUUGGAUAUGCACAAUCAAUCAGCGACACCAUGUUUCCCGAUUUAGAAGGCUCGUCGGUACAUUCUUGUCUAAUUGUUCUCGAUGCGGGAGCAGUGCGGCUGGUGUAUAAUUGUAUUUUUUAUUCUGAGAUCGCCUUGGUUUACCAAAGCUUGAGCACCGCUUGAACAGCAAUCCAUUGUCUCCAGCCAAUACGAAGAGACCGCGGCUGGUGGGAUCUCAGAUCAAGCUUGCGCAAAUCACUGAGCAAGCAAAUAUUUAUCUUACGCCAGCUUUGUAUAUCAUACACCAUUUCCUGCAUCACCGCCCAUAACACUAUGGAAUCCCUGCUCCUCGGCACCGACUAACCGAAAGGCAUCACCAUUUACAUUAAGAUGAGGCAGCCUUUUCAUUCCAUUCAGCUCAUUGAAUUAUCUAUCUUUCUACUAAUAAACACGCCUAUCACACUGUCUAUCAAUCAUUCGUCGGCCAAUACCAUUUUUAUGAAGGAACCCAAACUCAAAAUGAGAGGAAAAUUCAACGCUAGCUUAGAUACAUCAUCGGUUGGUUGCAUAUUACCAUGGAUACUGCAUGGUCCCUGAGAAAGAGCUUUAUAUGAUGACUGACCACAGAAGAACUCGUUUGAGGUAUACGGGAUAAAUAGUAGUCAUGGCCCUGACCGUACCGCCCAUUAGACGCUGGCCAAUAGGAUCUCGACAGGAUUUCCAUAUUGGGAAACGACAUGUUAACGGAUAAAGGAUUCGAGAUUGACUUGGACUAGAGAUCCUGAACCAGGAUAGUUAAGCAUAAGCUUAGGAAUAUUUAAUUAUAGUUCAGGGUGAGAU
Molecule: messenger RNA, 2044 nt
Organism: Fusarium verticillioides 7600
Lineage: Eukaryota; Fungi; Ascomycota; Sordariomycetes; Hypocreales; Nectriaceae
Product: urease accessory protein
Exons: 1
Coding region: 164-1153 (329 amino acids)
Molecular function (GO): nickel cation binding
Source: RefSeq, a predicted model, not a curated record